Messenger RNA from Lodderomyces pseudojiufengensis, 423 nucleotides. RefSeq lists its product as uncharacterized. The record is from RefSeq and is a predicted model, not a curated record. The transcript has a single exon. Lineage: Eukaryota; Fungi; Ascomycota; Pichiomycetes; Serinales; Debaryomycetaceae. Bases 1 to 423 code for a protein of 140 amino acids.
AUGCCUUUAGAUAUUUUGAAACAUAUCAAACAUGAUUUAGGAACAACUUCAGGUUUGGAUCCAAUACAACACAUUGUACAAUUUGGAGCUAUGUAUGGUCUUCCAGAAUGGGCUUGCACGGUUACUGCUGUUGAUAAUAUUAGAUAUCUGUCGUUUUUCUUUGGCUGUGAAAUGUGUGGUAUUCAACACGAAGGAAAAUGUGCUUAUGAGUAUACUAGAGAACUAUUCUAUGUUCUAUUUUUUUCACAAGUGUCUAAGGAGUUCGGUGCUAAUAACAGUAACAUUAUCUUUUUCAGACAUUGGUUACAGAUGAUUUCUAAGUGUGGUCGUGAUGGUUGGCGUGGUCAUAUUCAUUUCAUUUCAAGAUUACAAUCUAAAUGCAGUAUACUUCCAAACAGAAAUAAGAGAAAACUAGGUGAUUAG